Messenger RNA from Adelges cooleyi (spruce gall adelgid), 2520 nucleotides. RefSeq names its product transmembrane protein 184B (gene Tmep). The record is from RefSeq and is a predicted model, not a curated record. Bases 393 to 1529 code for a protein of 378 amino acids. Gene Ontology annotation, molecular function: transporter activity. Gene Ontology annotation, biological process: transport. The transcript is spliced from 8 exons. NCBI's taxonomy places the organism in Eukaryota, Metazoa, Arthropoda, Insecta, Hemiptera, Adelgidae.
CAUUGCCGACCGCCUCCGCCGUGGCGCUUGUUACUACUUAGCGUGCGCGCGCUAGGUGCUACUUUUCCAUUCACUUUGUUAAACCUAAUUGUUCGCCGUUUACGUUGACUGUUUCUUUCACUUUUGAUCCGAGAAUAAUAUUAUUAAAUUCAUAUCCGCGUUACGUGGCCGCCAGUCAGUUCAAUUCGGCGACAACAUGUAAUCGAAACACGCAUGCAUUUCAAUAAUGACCCGACAACGGCAAUAUGUCAGUUUUGCUAAUGUCCACAGGCGAACCGCUUGACGACGUCCGCCAGUGUUAAAGUACCGCCGACCGAUUUCAGGGGCACACUCUUCAACCGAGAGAACACAAGUGGAUUUAUAAUCGAAAAUUUAACAAUUCACGGUAAAGGAUGGCGUCCAGUGAGACUGGUUCAACUGCAUCCGACUCUGUGAUAGAUGUCAUCACGCAAAGAGUUACACAAUCGCCUACGACUCCAAUAUUUUUACAGACAACAGCUUGUCAAGUGAUUGCUGGACUUUUUGUGUGGACAGCAGUGUUUGUGACGUGUCAACAGAUUUAUUAUCACCUCCGCUGGAACACGAAUCCGGCAGAACAAAGAUGGAUCAUACGUAUACUUUUCAUCGUGCCGAUUUAUGCAUUACAUUCUUGGGUGAGUUUGUUGUUUUUCAACAACGAACACUACUACGUGUACUUCUUCACUAUUCGAGAUUGUUACGAAGCUUUCGUCAUAUACAACUUCAUGAGUUUGUGCUACGAGUAUUUGGGCGGCGAAGGGAAUAUAAUGAGCGAAAUUCGUGGCAAACCCAUUCUAUCGAGUUGGCAAUACGGAACUUGUUGUCUGACCGGACGUACGUACACUAUCGGGUUUUUGCGUUUUUGUAAACAAGCCACCUUACAGUUCUGUUUGGUCAAACCGACAAUGGCUUUUGUCAUUAUAUUCUUACAGUAUUUCGGAUAUUACCACGACGGAGAUUGGAGUAUGAACGGAGGAUACUUGUACGUCACCUGUAUUUAUAACCUUUCGGUCAGUCUGGCUCUUUACGGUCUGUUUUUGUUCUAUUUUGCCACACGCGACUUGUUGACGCCGUACGAACCGGUGCUUAAAUUUUGUACCAUUAAGAGCGUUAUUUUCCUGUCGUUCUGGCAAGGAGUUUUGCUGGCCGUGUUGGAAAAAGCCAAAUUUAUCGAUCCUCUCAUCGACUCCAACGGCCAGCCCACCAGCGCCGGUACCGUGUCGGCCGGUUAUCAAAACUUUUUGAUUUGCAUUGAAAUGCUAUUCGCCGCGCUGGCCUUACGAGCGGCUUUCCCGUACGAAAUCUACGCCAACAACGCUCAGACCGCCGGUACAGGACAUUCGUCCAGUUCGCGUACGGUGACCAUGCAGAGUAUUUCUAGCAGCUUAAAGGAGACCAUGAACCCCAAAGACAUUAUGACGGACGCCAUACACAACUUCCAUCCACAGUACCAACAAUACACUCAAUACAGUUCAGACGUUGGUUCCUCUCGACCGUAUGAGAAACUAUAAGCAUGGACAAAGUUUUAUAGUUGUAAUUUGCCGCUCUCUUAAUUUUUUAGAUAUUAGAAAAUCCAUAUUAUGUAUUUAUAUUGAAAUAUUAUUUAUACGUAUAAUUUAUUAGAAAUAAUUUAGUUAUUAUUUGUUUCUCGUUUACUUGUAGUAUUAUAUAUUUUUUAUUGAGUUUUAUUCAUUUUUCAUCAUCGGGUAGCUGCAAUGUGAUUAUUUUAUUAAGAGUACAUUGUGUUUGUAUUUAAUUUAUUUUUUAUUAAUAUGUUUGUUACUCGAGUACUUGACUUUUUAUCUAACUAAAAUUGUUUUCCUCAAGUGUUUCUUCGUAAUAUAUAUAUAUAUAUAUAUAUAUAUAUAUAUAUAUAUAUAUAUAUAUAUUUUUUAUCUCGACACUGCGAGUAUACAUUUAAAACUAGUCGCACGCGUUGAGAGAAAAAUAUCAAAUUUUCUCUUUUUAAUUAAUUUCUUGCUAGUCAAUACUUUUUUCCAUCAUUGUGUUACUUAAUAUUAUUUCGUCUAGUAAUUUGCACCACUAUAAACGUUUUUAAAAAUUGUAUUUAAGAGCAUCUGUUAUUUGUUUAAGACAUUUAUAAGUCUGUGAUCUGUGUUUUGUUUUAUAUAAACAAACAAACUAAUUGUCUAAAACGUGCACGUGUACCAAUUCCAAGUAUUUUUACUUAUAUAAAUUGUAAUCUAAUAAUUUUACUAGUUAUUAAGUACGUAUAAUUACUUACUUACUUAAAACUUCACUUAAUAUUACUAAACACGAUCCAAGUGUUGUUUGGGGACCGAUCCUCGCAAUUUAUAUGUUAGACGUACUUUAUAAGAAAUUUUUUUUAACAAUUAUAAAAUAAUUUUUGUAUUAGACUUAAACUUAGUAUAGCUACAACAGUUGUUUUGAGCAGUUUUUUUUUUUAAUUAGUUAUUUCAAAAUGUAUUUUAAACUAUUUUGUAUUUAUUUUUUAAUAUAAAAUUGUUGUACAAAUCUGCA